Molecule: messenger RNA, 945 nt
Organism: Bombina bombina (fire-bellied toad)
Lineage: Eukaryota; Metazoa; Chordata; Amphibia; Anura; Bombinatoridae
Product: olfactory receptor 6M1-like
Exons: 1
Coding region: 1-945 (314 amino acids)
Biological process (GO): G protein-coupled receptor signaling pathway
Cellular component (GO): membrane
Molecular function (GO): G protein-coupled receptor activity; olfactory receptor activity
Source: RefSeq, a predicted model, not a curated record
AUGGAAAAUGGAAGCACAGUAACUAAUUUUAUUCUGGUAGCUUUGCCUCUUUCUUUUGUAAGUGAAAUCAUCUGCUUCUACCUCCUCUUCUUUAUUUACCUUAUCACUUUAGCAGGAAACUCUCUAAUUAUUGUCAUCAUUUGGAAAAGUCACAAUCUCCAUAUACCCAUGUACUUCUUUAUUGCCAACUUAUCAUUUUUAGAGAUAUGGUACACUACCACUGUAUUGCCAAAGCUUCUUGCUAUUUUGUCAUACGGAAAAAGAGAAAUCUCAUUCUGGGGUUGUCUCAUGCAGUGUUAUUUCUACUUCGUUUUGGGGUCUGUUGAGCUAUUGUUCCUUGCAGUCAUGUCCUUUGACAGAUAUAUGGCAAUAUGCUAUCCUUUGCGUUACACAAAUUUUAUGAACCCUAGAUUUUGCCUAGUGCUUGUUCUUGGCUCAUGGGUGGGUGGCUUUGGAGGCACCAUUAUGCAGACAAUACUAAUAAUUAAGCUACCUUUCUGUAAUGGUAAUCAUAUUGAUCAUUUUUAUUGUGAUGUGGAACCUCUUCUAAAACUUGCCUGCACAGAUAUCAGCUUUAUCAAGAGUAUUAAUUUGUCAUUAUCUUCGUUAAUUGUAUUGGGGUCUCUUGUUUGUAUAAUUGUGUCUUAUUCAUACAUAAUAACAGCCAUACAUAGACUUGCAUCAUCAGAAAGAAAAUGGAAGUGUUUCUCUACAUGCGCCUCUCACCUCAUUCUUGUGUUCAUAGUAUAUGGAAGUUCACUCUUCUUGUGUAUGAGAAGCGUCCGUGUCUCAUCAAUGAACUUAAGUCAACUGUCCACCGUGCUGACUGGAGUUGUGACACCUCUUUUGAACCCAUUUAUUUACACCUUAAGGAACAAGCAGGUGAAGGACGAGCUUAAGCAACUUGCAUAUUCAAUGUGUAUACAUAAAGCGAAUUCAUUAUAA